AUGGAGGGAAUUAGAUAUCCAAAUCAUAAUGAUCCAAUUGCUCCAGCUGAUGCAAAUGAUAGACAAGAUCCACCCCCUGUUAUUCCAGUUGCUCCUACUCAAGUAGCUGCAAGACCAAUUCAUGAGUUGGCAAUCUCACUCAUGAACCAUGCUACUAACAGUAUUCGUAAGCCUGAGCUAGGCAGUCAUUUUGAAUUAAAGAAAAAUAUGGCACAAUUUGCAUCAGAUUUGAAGAAUCAACAGUUGAUCACAAAGAAUUUAGAGCUACAAAUUGGGCAACUUAUGGGAGCACAGAACACAAGACCUCAAAAAGGUUUUCCUAGUGAUACAAAGGCCAAUCCAAAGCAGGUGAACACUGUUACAACAAGGAGUAGUUUGCAGUUGAAGGAGGUAGAGCCUAUAAAGGAUAGUCCCACAGUUGUUGAUGAUGAAUCAAAUAAGAAAGUGGAGACCACAGUUAGGGAUAAGGGUACACGUAAGGAAAUGAAGAUGGGUCUUGGGAGUCCAAAACCCACAACCAUUGUAUUACAGUUGGCGGAUAGGUCUCUUGCUAGGCCUGCUGGUAUAGUUGAAGACGUUUUAGUGCAAGUGGGAUCUUUGAUCUUUCCUGUGGAUUUUGUUAUUCUAGACUUCGAAGCUGACCUAGUGAUCCCAUUUAUUUUGGGGUGCCCUUUCUUAGCAACUGGGAAUUCAUUAAUUGAUGUAGCUGCUGGAAAAAUGGCGAUGAGAACACAUGAUAAAGUAGAGGUUUUUGAUGUGUAUAGAGCUCUAAAAUUUCCAGCCAUAUAUAAUGAAUUGUCUGCCAUUUUAGUUAUAGAAUUUGAGUUCGACCUCAGGCAAUUAUUGUCAGAUGACUCUCUUGAGCGGGCUAUGGUGGGUCACGAUAUUCAUGGAGAUGUAGAGGAAAUGGCAUUGGUUCAAGUCAUGGAUUAG
Messenger RNA from Capsicum annuum, 933 nucleotides. RefSeq lists its product as uncharacterized. The coding region runs from base 1 to 933 and encodes 310 amino acids. The record is from RefSeq and is a predicted model, not a curated record. Lineage: Eukaryota; Viridiplantae; Streptophyta; Magnoliopsida; Solanales; Solanaceae. The transcript is spliced from 3 exons.